Dendrobium catenatum is the source of this 289-nucleotide messenger RNA. Its product is annotated as NADH dehydrogenase [ubiquinone] 1 beta subcomplex subunit 3-B-like. The coding region runs from base 90 to 284 and encodes 64 amino acids. Gene Ontology annotation, biological process: electron transport chain; mitochondrial respiratory chain complex I assembly. Lineage: Eukaryota; Viridiplantae; Streptophyta; Magnoliopsida; Asparagales; Orchidaceae. Gene Ontology annotation, cellular component: mitochondrion. The record is from RefSeq and is a predicted model, not a curated record. The transcript has a single exon.
UUUCUCUUAACCGGAAAAAGCACCGUCAUCUACAGAAGUUCUUUGUAGAUCUCAGGAAAUACAAGGGAAAGAGGAAAGAACCGAGCAGAAUGGCGAAGCCAUUAGGGCCGACUGGUGAAUUCUUUAAAAGGAGGGAUGAAUGGAGGAAGCAUCCGAUGCUGGUCAACCAGUUCAGGUACGCCACACCCGGCCUUGGCAUCGCCCUCAUCGCCUUCGGUGUUUACCUUGUUGGUGAAGCCGUUUACAACCGCGUUAACAGCUCCGAUCCCCAUGCUUCUCACUAAAGAGG